UUGCAGACCACCGAAUCCUGCUGCUAUCAAGUGAGACACGGCUCCACCUAUCCGUACUACUUGGUCUGGCGUGGUCCCCGUGGGUGACGUCAACAAAAAAGGGUCCGGUGACACAACCAAAGUGCAAGUCCUGUCGGAGACCAAGCAAUCUUACCACGUUGUUUACGUGACGAAGUACAAAUAUCUGUUGGAGGGAGAUAGAGAAUAGUAUCUCCGACUUGGAAAUGAUCGGGUUUAUAAAUCGUCGACAAACCCCUUAUUGCUGAUGAUGGCUGCAUUGCAUGCACUACUUUCAUCAUGCAGUAGCCUUCCCGAGCAGUGAUCUUCCCAUAUAUCACUUACAUCGCCGUUUUUCCAUUCUACUCCAAGAUGUCCACCAGGGCCAGGGCCGUCGACUCAGACAAGAUCUGGGCCUGCCUCAUAACAAACGCCUCGUACCUCCCAGGCCUCUUGACCCUCAACUUCUCCCUCCGCCGCGUCGGCUCAAAGUACCCGCUCGUGGCCCUCCACACAGGAUUCCUCCCCGACGAGACCCUCGACGCCCUCCAACGGAGGGACAUUCCCCUCCAACAAGUUCCCUUUCUCUUCCCAGGCUCAUCGCCAGAACCAGAACCAUCAUCGCCACCACCGGACUUCGACGGCAUCAUCAGCAGCAGCAGCAGUAGCCAAACCAACGGAACCACCGCCACCCACCACGCCAAGCAAGCCAGCAGCAGCAGCAGCGGAAGUAAUACGAGUAACACGACAAAAGGAUGGUACGCAAACGACCCGCGCUUCCGCGACUGCUUCACCAAGCUAUCCGUCUUGUCCCUGGAAGGCUCCUACGCCCGCGUCGUGCUGCUCGACGCCGACAUGCUUGUCCUUCGCAACAUGGACGAGCUAUUUGACAGCAACACAUUGGAACUGGACGAGAACAGAAAGAGGGUGUUUGCCGCCGUCCACGCGUGCACGUGUAAUCCAUUGAGGCUGAAACAUUACCCGCGGGACUGGGUGAAGGAGAAUUGUGCUUUUACGGCAUUGGAGAAGGAAAUGGAGAGGUGGAGGGGGGCGGAGAACAAAGUUGAUAAAAAGCUGGAGCGGGAGGGGAAGGGCAAGCAGGGGCAGCAGCAGCAGAAUGACAGCGGGCUGGAACUUCAAAGGGGAGACAAUAGCAACGACACCUACACCUCGGACGACGACGACGAUGAUGAUGAUGCCGCCGCCGCCGCCGGCGACGACAUACCUUCUCAAAACGAUGUUCCGGGGAUGGGUAUGUUAAACAGUGGGUUACUCGUGCUGCGUCCCAACAAGGCCGUCUACAAGUCAAUAGUGGACUAUCUGCGCAGCGACAGGGCGACGGCCCCAAACCUCCCCUUUGCCGAACAGAGCUUGCUGGGCGAGCUGUUCCGCGGGCAGUGGGUUGCGCUGCCGUGGGUGUAUAACGGGUUGAAGACGAUGAGGUGGAAGGAGGUGCAUGUCGGGUUGUGGAGCGACCAAGAAGUCAAGAACAUACACUUCAUCCUGACGCCCAAGCCAUGGGAACUAAACAAAAAAGAAGUCGAUGCCCUCGAAGACGGCCCAGACCGGUGGUGGUGGGAGGUAGAUGCGGAGAGGAGACGGUGGGAGGCGGAGAGGAGGAUAGGACGGGAGCUGAACCGAAUCAACUGUAGCUGACGGGCAAAGGAAUAUGUAAUGAUUUUUCGGUUUGAGCUGGCUGGUGCUGAAGGUACUCCCACAAAUUUAGCUCAAGAACGGAUCACAGUACCCCAUUCCCCCAACAAGGUACUACAAAUACUCACUCGACACCCCAUCACAUAGCCAAGCAGCGCCCAAGCGAUCACAGUCAAUCAGUCAGCCAGCC
Parathielavia appendiculata is the source of this 1840-nucleotide messenger RNA. RefSeq names its product glycosyltransferase family 8 protein. Bases 370 to 1653 code for a protein of 427 amino acids. The transcript is spliced from 4 exons. The record is from RefSeq and is a predicted model, not a curated record. NCBI's taxonomy places the organism in Eukaryota, Fungi, Ascomycota, Sordariomycetes, Sordariales, Chaetomiaceae. Gene Ontology annotation, molecular function: glycosyltransferase activity.